AUGCCAGGAUUCAAAGUAUUGACUUCAAGAUUCUGUCACAAGCUAUCACAUUGGCCGCAAAGACAUGUCGGUCCAGACGAUAACCUGGCGACAUCGGAAGGGACUCGCAAUGCAAAGAGCUGUGAUCCGUCACAGUCCUGUUGUCUUGAAGGUGCGGCCAAGUUGCAGCUUCAAAGACUCGGACAUAACGUUGUUGUGUACACCCCUGUUCAGGAAAGAGCUUCUGUGGUCGUGAAUUACGGACACAAUCCCAAACCAGCUGCAGAUGUAGUGGACUAUAUCAAGUCUCUUGGGAGGGGAGAUGUCAUUGACGGGGGAAAGUUCCUUCUGAACGAAACCCUUAGAAUUUUCGGUAGGCUUGACAUCCUGAUCCUGAACGCAGGUAUUAUGGGAAGCAGAGCAUUACCGGAUGUCGAUGAGGCGUUCUUUGAUGCGCAUUUCGAUGCCAAUGUUAAAGUCCCGUUGUUCCUCGUCAAGGAGGCUGUGAAGCUGUUGCCAGCGCCAGGCGGAUGGAUCGUUUUCUUUUCAACAAGUCUGACCGCAGCCAGCUCAGUUUUACCGAAUGCGUUGUGCUAUGUUACGAGUAAAGGCGCAGUAGAACAGAUAGUGAGGGUGUUAUUGAAGGAUUUGGGUCAAAAGGGCAUAACUGUGAACACGAUAUCUCCUAGUCCAGUCGACAGUCCUCGGUUUAGAGAAGGAAAACCGCAGCACGUCAUUGACACGAUCGCGGCACAAAAUCCGAGCCACAGACUCGCCAACCCGGAGGACAUCGCACCCGUUAACUUGUAG
Molecule: messenger RNA, 789 nt
Organism: Marasmius oreades (fairy-ring Marasmius)
Lineage: Eukaryota; Fungi; Basidiomycota; Agaricomycetes; Agaricales; Marasmiaceae
Exons: 5
Coding region: 1-789 (262 amino acids)
Source: RefSeq, a predicted model, not a curated record